CGCGCGAGAGGGAGCGAGAGGGAGUGUGUGUGUGUGCUCUGCUGUUGCUGCCCUUUGAUCCCUGCAUUAGUGUUAGUUAGGGGCUCAGAGACACACUUACACAGAGAGCAGCCAUAGCCAAGACACGGCAACAACAACAGCACCUCCUCCACUGUUCCCUAUUCCCGACAAUACUUUUAAAACGAAGACAGCCAGGUGCACGAUAAGUCCCUGCCACCAAUCUCUCGAGAAAUAAAAUCAAUGGAAAAAGAUUUUUUUUCUUCUCACCCCUAAAAAGAAGGAGAAUGUGAUAAAACGGGGGAAAAUGCCAAGGAGGAAGCAGGAGCAACCCAAGCGCCUGCCUUCACAUGCGGACUCUGUCUCAGAGGGGGUGCCUGAGGGUGGUGCAACUGAAGAUGAUGGCUGGUUUGGGAAUGCCUCAAAUACACCUUCAGACUCGUCCUAUGGUGACGCAAGGCCGGAAGAGCUGCAUGCCUCCCCUGAUGCAGGUAGUGGUCCAGGACAGCCUGAGGUGACAGACACGCCAGCCUCUGAUGGUUCACUGGGUUGCCCCACACCUAUUCAGCGUGCCUCUUUGGAACUACUAGGGCUAGAUGGGAUGGUACUAAAUGCCCAGGACACUCUAUCCUCCAUGGUGACCUCACUCUAUGGGGACUCCGCUACCCAUACAUUGGGAAAACCCCUUAGCAGCAACUUGCGACGCCUCCUGGAGUCGGGCUCUCUGAAGCUGGAAGAAGGAGGGCUGUUAGGACCUACAGGAGGGGGAGGAGCAGUGAGAGGAGCCACAGACUCCCCUCCUGUUGGCCUCGCUCUGUCUCCGUCAUCCCACCAUGCCCAACAGCUUAGUGCCCUCGCACGUCGCCUGGCAAACAGCAGUGGUAACAGCGCAAACUCAGCAUCUGCCUCUGCCUCACCUGUGCCUGUCACCAUCAAACAGGAGUCCAGCAGUGAUCCCUUCAUCCCCAGCAAUGGUACCAGUGGCAGCUCCGUGACAACAAAUAGUGGCUUUGUCUGGGUUGGAGUGGCGGACAAAUGGCCGCCUCCCUCCAGUUGCUCAGGAGCUAGUGGAAGCAGUUUAUCUCCUGAUUCUGCUAUCCAAAAGCUAAAGGCAGCGGCCAAUGCAGUAUUGCAAGACAAAAGUGCUGCUGUGGCCUCUGUGUCCUCCUUGUCCUCUUCCUCCUCCUCAUCUUCAUCGUCUUCGUCCUCCUCAUCAGUGACCUCGUCGACCUCGAUGCCAGCACUGGGGCCUCGUGGCUCCGAUGAUGUGGUCCGCUUUGAUGCCUUCACCUCACCAUUUAGCUCACAGUCAGCCAGCUCCACACUGGCUGCGCUGUCCAAGAAGGUGUCAGAGCGCAGCCAACAGCAACAGCAGCAGCAACCGAGCAGUACAGCAGUGGAGCACCAGAGUCCUGCCAGCUCCUUUCUCUCUCUGGUCUCCAUGACCUCAUCUGCUGCUUUGCUGAAGGAGGUGGCAGCACGAGCAGCAGGUAAUCUACUGGCUGACAAGAAGGACACUCCGGAUCCAGACUCUUCUGAUGAUGUGAAGCCUUUAAUCGACAGAAACCAGAAAACCCCCACAUCUACUCAGAGCAUGGACCUGCUGCUUCCCCCCACUCCAAAAGGCAGAAUCAAGUCUGGCAGUCAAGCAGGUUCCCCAGAGGAGGGAGGAAAGCCAUUUCAGUGUCCUGUGUGUGGCUUGGUCAUCAAACGCAAGAGCUACUGGAAGAGACACAUGGUGAUCCAUACUGGCUUAAAAAGCCACCAAUGCCCCCUUUGUCCUUUCCGCUGUGCUCGCAAAGACAAUCUCAAGUCCCACAUGAAGGUGCACCAACAUCAAGACCGUGGUGAGACUUUUCAGUGCGAUCUCUGUCCGUUCACCUCCUCCCGUCAUUUCAGUCUGAAGCUUCACAUGCGCUGCCACCAACACUUUCCACGGCAGGACCUCAAGGUCAAAGAAGAGUCAGUGACUGAUAAUGAGGAAGGCGAAGGCUCGUUGUUGGGAGAGGCUGGAGGUUCUGGUGAUAUUGUAAUGACUGCAAAUGUUGAGCCGUCCCCCUCGCCUCUACUCCAGGUGGACAGCCAUCUCCGGGUAUCUCCCAGUGAGGGCUCCAACCACAUUGACAUCAAAGAGGAGCCACUGGAGCGUGAUGUGUCAGUGCUGUCUCCGUUUAGCCUGUGCCGGGAACGUGCAGCCAGCAGCACCAGUUCAUUGGAACUCCCUCCCCUGAAGGCCAGCCCAGGCGGCCCCACAGCUGCCUCCCUCUUCAGCCCUGACAUCACCACUAAAACGGCUACCGACUUGCUUAUGAAGCUUUCAGCGGCAAACCAGAAGGAGUGUCUUAAGGGCGGGCACUGUGUGAAGGAGGAUCCAGGCCCGGAACCCUCCCAGAGCCCUCGAGCCCCUGGCUUCCCUUUUUGCCCAGAAGGUGCCGUGGGGGGGAACGCCAGGGAGGAGGGCAGCCCCAUGCUGACCAAGAGCAGCAGUCUGCUGAGUCAGGACAUCAGUGUCAAAGUGGCCUCGGAGCUCCUCAUGAAGUUAUCAGAGAACAACAAGGAGGCAUGUUCCCAAAAGGUGUCCGUCAAGGUAGAACCUAUGGAAGUAGAUCCACCCUGUGAUCCAGCGCCCCUCCCGUCUCACUUGGGGUUCAGCACUUUAGGAACAUGUGAGAAAAGUGAAGCGGUGGCAACUCUCCCAGAGACAUCGCCUCACCCUCCGAAGGAUCUUUUCUCCCAGGACAUAUCUGUCAAGAUGGCUUCUGAGCUCCUCUUCAAAUUGUCAGAAAAGGUCAGCAAAGCCAACAGUAGCAAGAGCAGUACCACAACAACUAUCAACAGCCCCUUUCUGGAUGACCACUUCAGACAAUCACCCUACAAUACUUGCUCGAAGAGCUCAUCGCCUGCUGGGGCCAGCUGUUCAGCACAGGCCCAAAUAGACUCUGAGAAAGGGAGUGAAGAGCCAGAGAAUGGUUUGGCUCAAUGGAGGUUAAACGAACAACUCUACCCAUGCCCAGUGUGUGGAAAAGUGUUUGGUCGCCAGCAAACUCUUUCCAGACACCUGUCUUUGCAUACAGCAGAUGAGAGGAAAUACAAGUGCCACUUGUGUCCGUACGCCGCAAAGUGUCGUGCCAACCUCAACCAGCAUCUGACUAUUCACUCGGUCAAGCUGGUGAGCACGGACACUGAACAUCUUGUUGAUUCAGUGACCGGGGAAAGCAAUGACCGCAAAAACUGCUCUUUCUAUUACAGCUGCCACGUAUGUGGUUUUCAAACAGAGCUGAAUGCCCAGUUUGUAAGCCACAUGUCCCUGCAUGUAGACAAGGAGCAGUGGAUGUUCUCAUUGUGCUGCAGCUCCUGUGACUAUGUCUCUGUCGAUGAGACUGACAUCAAAUCACAUGUAACUGCGGAACACUCGGGUCUACCUCGUAGUCCCCUUAGUGAGACCAAGAGCACGUCGUCCUCUCUGUCCGCCCUCAGUGACUCUCUGAACAGCUCUGAGGGUGGGGAUGCAAUCCCCAGCAGUGAGGAGCUCAAGAGUCUUCUUGCCCCACCCUCCACUCAAUCAAGCUCUGGCUCAGGGUCAGAUGAGAAAUCUGAGAAAGGCUUUGAAUGUGUGUUUUGUAACUUUGUGUGUAAGACACGGGCUAUGUAUGAGCGCCACCUUCAGAUCCACUUGAUCACCCGCAUGUUCGAAUGCGACAUCUGCCACAAGUUCAUGAAGACACCUCAACAGCUUCUGGAGCACAAGAAGUGCCACACGGUGCCCACAGGAGGACUCAAGUGCCCAUUCUGUGUGUACUCCACCAGCAGGCCGGCAGCCCUCGAGUGCCAUCUGAAGACACACUGCAAGCUGGAGUACCGCUGCCGCAUCUGCCAAUCCGUGUGGGCAGACCAGGCUGAGCUGGAGGGGCAUGCACGUGCCCACAGGCUGGGCAAUCACUACCGCUGCGAGCAGUGUGGUUACCUCUCCAAGACGGCCAACAAGCUAAUCGAGCAUGUGCGUGUGCACACAGGCGAACGCCCCUUCCGCUGUGACCGUUGCAGCUACAGCUGCAAGCGUAAAGACAACCUCAAUCUGCACAAGCGCCUGAAGCACGCCCCGCGCCAGAGCUACAGCUGCAGCCUCUGCCCCUUCAACACCACGCACCCCUUUGUCUUCAGCCGACACGUCAAGAAACACCAGGGUGGAGGGGAAGGGAGUCCAGAGGAAGGCGACGCCCAGCAAGGCAGCUCUUAUCUGGGGCUGGGCAGCGGGAAGGACGCCCUACUGCUCCUGGAGGAGGAGGCGGGCUUGGGCGGGAGCAGCAGUGUGAGUGGCGGCAGCAAUAGUAGUAGCCCCCUCAUGAGCCUUUCUGCCUCGCAUGCCCUCCAGUCCGUGGCGUUGUCCAUCAGGUGUAAGCAGCAGCAGCGGCAGGGUGGUUCGCCUCUUCAGCACUACCUCUCCACUAACGGCUUGGCAGCACCGACAUCCUCAACUCCAAGGCUCCCGGUGCUGGCGCCUCCGUGGGCGCCACGAGUUGUCUCACUGGUAUCUAGCUAUUAUGAGCAGUACAGGAACUGUGAGCUUGCUCACCUUAUCCCACUCACUACACUCUACACCAUGCGCCACUUUUUGCCUCACGAAUCGCUCUCUGGCUCCUCCUUCUCUACCCUCCCCUCUCCAUGCCAUGCCAAACAAGGGCACAGCUCUUCUCUUCACUCUCCCACUUCUCUCAAGCACUCCUUCCUGGCCUAUCUGGGACUGACAGAAUGUGCUAAAACAGUCUGAUCUCUUGUCAUUCUUUCUCUUCUCCCCCCCACCCGUCAUGUUCUUCUGCUUCCUCCAAUUCUCUCAGCUAUUAGUCAAAACAGGCAUCUGCUCCUCCAACAAAGUGGUUUCUUUCCAAUCAAGGGCAGCACAUCUAAUGUUGGCCAGAAUGCUAGAUACAGCAGAGACAAUGAACCAUAUAUGAAAAAGAGAAGGAAAAAGGCUACAUGUACAUGAAUUCAUUUAUAUAACGCUGCUUUAUCCUCUUGCUUCUAUCAAUGCAGUUAUUGUUCCUUUUUUCAGUCACCAGGGAAAAAAAACUCCUUAGUAUGGCUUUUCUUCUUGACUGGAAUGAAAAAAAAGAGAAUCUGUAAUGCUA
Engraulis encrasicolus (European anchovy) is the source of this 5123-nucleotide messenger RNA. It is a transcript of the gene znf827, whose product is annotated as zinc finger protein 827. The coding region runs from base 305 to 4765 and encodes 1486 amino acids. Lineage: Eukaryota; Metazoa; Chordata; Actinopteri; Clupeiformes; Engraulidae. The transcript has 14 exons. Gene Ontology annotation, biological process: positive regulation of transcription by RNA polymerase II. Gene Ontology annotation, molecular function: RNA polymerase II transcription regulatory region sequence-specific DNA binding; DNA-binding transcription factor activity, RNA polymerase II-specific. The record is from RefSeq and is a predicted model, not a curated record. Gene Ontology annotation, cellular component: nucleus.